CUCCUAGUCCUGGUAUGAGACCAUUCAAACCACAUGGCUUCCCCGCCAUUGCUUCCCUUGUUCCCAAGCUCAUCCUCCCCCAAAUCCCAGACCCCCAGAUGAUCAAAACCGGCUUUGAUCUCCAGACCUAUAAUUCAAACCACCUUCUCCAAUCCCUCAUCAACAAUGGAGAUCUCUUCGAGGCACGCAAGUUGUUCGACGGAAUGCCUCUCAAGAACACCUUCACCGCAAACCGGAUGAUCUCCGGAUACGCCAAGUUCGGCGAGCUUGAUGAAGCCCGGAAGCUGUUUGUGCUCACCACCGAGCGCACUAAGGUCACCUGGACGAUCAUGAUCGGCGCAUUCUCGCAGUUGGGUUGUUCCAAGGAGGCGUUCGAACUUUUCAAUGAGAUGUUGCGCUCCGGUGAGCGAGCAGAUCAUGUGGCGCUUGCCGCAUUGCUCGGAGCUUGCAAUGAUCCUCAUGCUUCACGUUUGGUGAACCAAAUUCAUGUUCAUGUUGCAAAAUCUGGUUUUGGGAGUACACUGUUAGUGUGCAACACUUUGGUGGAUUCUUAUUCCAAGUGUGGCCUCGUCGAUGUUGCUCGAUGCCUUUUCGAUGAAAUGCCGGAGAGGGACACAGUGACAUACAAUGCCUUGUUGAUGGGUUAUUCUAAAGAAGGAUUCCACGGUGAAGCUAUGGAGCUCUUCAUGGAGAUGAGGAACUUGGAGUUGAAGCCCUCUCAGUUCACUUUUUCUGGAGUUUUAACUGCCGGAACAGGGCUCGGGGAUCUUCGGUUUGGGCAGCAGGUUCACAGUCUCAUCAUCAAAUCAGACUUUUAUUGGAAUGUGUUUGUUAACAAUUCAUUGUUGGAUUUCUACUGGAAAUGCGGGUGUGUAAGCGAAGCUACAAAGUUGUUCGAUGAAAUGGCUGAGAGGGAUAAUGUUUCUUAUAAUGUGAUGGUCUCUGGGUAUGCAUGGGAUGGGAGGACUAGAGAGUUUGUAGAACUCUUUUGGGAGAUGCAGUAUCUGGGUUUCGAUCGGAAACAGUUCCCUUUUGCUAGUAUGUUGAGUAUCACGGGUGCGUUGUCGGAUUUCCAGAUGGGCAAGCAGAUACAUGCACAAGUUAUAGUGCUGGAUCUAGUGAUAGAUGAUCUUGUCGGAAAUGCUCUCAUUGACAUGUAUGCAAAGUGCGGUGACUUGGAGACUGCGGGGAUGAUGUUCAGGAGUAGAACAGAUAGAAACACAGUCUCUUGGACAGCCAUGAUCUCAGGGUUCAUUCAGAAUGGACUUCAUGAGGAGGCAUUGACUUUGUUUUGUGAAAUGAGAAGAGCUGGUGCAAUCCCGGACCGAGCCACGUUUUCGAGCAUCCUACGUGCUUCGGCAUGCCUUGCAUUGCUUGAGCUUGGAAAGCAGCUUCACUCAUAUAUAAUCCGAUGCGGCUAUAUGUCUAGUGUGUUCUGUGGGAGUGCCAUGCUUGAUUUAUAUGCAAAAUGUGGCUGCCUAGCAGACACUGUUCUGCUAUUCAAUGAAAUGCCCGAGAGAAACAUUGUCUCAUGGAACACCAUGAUCGCCGCAUAUGCACAAAAUGGGCAGGGAAAUAACGCUAUCCAACUAUUUAAUCAGAUGCUAAAACAGCGUAUCAAGCCUGACUCAGUGUCCUUCCUCAACAUCCUAUCGGCCUGCAGUCACGCAGGGCUCGUGGAUGAAGGUCUGGAGUAUUUUGAGUGCAUGAGUACAGCAUACAUGAUAGAACCUAAGAAAGAGCAUUACACUUGUGUUAUCGAUAUCUUAGGCCGAGUAGGCCAAUUUGACAAAUUAAAAGCUUUGAUUGAUGCAAUGCCAUUUGAGCCGGACCAGAUCAUAUGGAGUUCGAUUCUGAACUCAUGCAGGAUACACAAGAAACAAGAGCUAGCGAAUCAAGCAGCGGAGAAACUAUUCACAACUGAGAUAAAGGAUGCAGCUCCCUAUGUAAUUUUGUCGAACAUAUACUCCAGAACAGGAAGGUGGGAAGAUGCAGCAAAAAUUAAGAAGAUGAUGAGAGACCGAGGGGUAAAAAAAGAGCCGGCGUAUAGUUGGGUGGAAAUUAAAGGUAAAACAUAUACAUUUUCGGCAAAUGAUGAAUUGAAUACUGAAAUAAAGGUGAAACUGGAAGAGUUGGAUAAGGAAAUGAAGAAAGCAGGAUAUAAGCCUGACACUCAAUGUGCAUUGCACAAUGUAGAUGAAGAAACAAAGGCAGAGUCCCUCAAAUAUCAUAGCGAGAGACUAGCAAUAGUGUUUGCCUUGAUAAAUACUCCGGGAGGGACACCAGUCAGGGUGAUGAAGAAUCUUAGAGCUUGUGAUGAUUGUCACAAUGGUAUUAAAGUUAUUUCCAAGAUUGUUGGAAGGGAGAUCACAGUGAGAGAUUCUAGUAGGUUUCAUCAUUUCAAGGAUGGUUUUUGCUCUUGUGGUGAUUUUUGGUGA
This is a messenger RNA of Dioscorea cayenensis subsp. rotundata (Guinea yam), 2438 nucleotides long. Its product is annotated as putative pentatricopeptide repeat-containing protein At2g01510. Gene Ontology annotation, molecular function: RNA binding; zinc ion binding; protein binding. Lineage: Eukaryota; Viridiplantae; Streptophyta; Magnoliopsida; Dioscoreales; Dioscoreaceae. The coding region runs from base 15 to 2438 and encodes 807 amino acids. The record is from RefSeq and is a predicted model, not a curated record. Gene Ontology annotation, biological process: RNA modification. The transcript has a single exon.